UUCUAUAAAGCAGUUCAUUCCGCCUCACUUUAUAGCCGUUAGAAAUGGCGGUUGAAGGCUGAUCAAAUUCGCGUCCGUUCAGUUCUGUGUCGGAUGUGGAGAUGUGUCCUGUUGUGCAGUCAACGCUAGUAUUAUCUAUGAAUAAAAAGCUGGCUCCACGAUUGACCAAACUCUCUCAUCUCUUCCUCACAUGGUCUGCUCUAUGUCACCCUAGGAUGCCCCCGUUGUCAUAGCUACCCAUUUGAAUUCCACUCGAGGGCCUGGAGUGCAAUGUCAUUCGGUAGCCUCCUCAAUGUAUUCAGAGAUGGAUGAUGACUUCAGUCGUUUACUUACUCAAACGUAUUUACUUGAAGGCGCAUUUGGCCCUAUAAUUGAUUAUCUUCCAAAACUGGCAAGAGAUUUAGGAAGUCUGAAGGAGUCAUUAUGCCUUUUGUCUAAGACUGAUUCGUCGUCGUUCUUCGUACUACCGAAGUCCAACAGAGCGUCAACUGAAACUGAAUUAAACACACUAAUCACUAGUAUGCUUGAAGACUCUUCUGUUAUCGGUCAACUAAUCCGUAAUUUUUAUUGUUCACAUGAAAACAGUGAUUUUGUUAAUUGUUUGAAGUCCGCUGUCAUUGAGGCGAGUAAGCCUACUCAGACAACGAAUUGUGACAUAAGUGAUAUUUUAAUCAAAAAACAAUUGGAUCAUGUGCGCGCUUUUCUCAGCAAUAAUUCAAACCGUCAAUUGAAGGCUAGUAUACCUCAAAAAUGCACAAUACAAACACCUCAUUCAAGAGCCAGUUAUUUAAAUAGUCGUAUUAUGGAGUUGAAGUCCAGAAUAGAAGAUAAGAAAAUAUACCUUUCUGAUGGUAAAGUGGAUACAGCAGAUCUCGAGAGCCUUUUGGCGGAUAAACGAAAAUCAAUAUUACGGUUGCAUGAAAAAUCUGAAAAUCUGUUGUCUAAUUUACCUUCAUUAUGUGAAGAGGUGAAGCAUAUGAAACACGAACUGUCGAAUCAGAUAAAUGAAACAAUCAAUAAAUGUCCAUCUGAUGAUUUAUUGAAAAGGAUACUUCAGAAAAUCAUCAAAAAUGGGGAAUGUUCUGGAAACAGAACCGUCGCCGAGAGAUUGUGUGCCAAUAGUUUAUAUACAGGUUGUUGUCGUUUGUUUGCUUUGGAUGAACAUGAUGUCACGACCCCGAAUAUAAUAUUGAAAUCUAUUCGAAGUCUGGUUCAAGAAUCUUCUUUAGCCCGAGAAGAAUCCGAGUCUCUAGACAAUUUGUUGAUGACUCUUGAAGGAAAUCAAAUUAAUUACAAUAAAGUUCGAGAGGAAGACAAGAAAUCUCAAACAAAGCUUUUAGAGGAUUUUGAUUCCAAUGGGAAAAAACUUGAAGAAGCUAUUAAUGAAACAAAAGAUAUUAUUUGCUUCAUCGAAGAAUAUCUACCUCGGAGCUGA
This is a messenger RNA of Trichobilharzia regenti, 1435 nucleotides long. The record is from the annotation of a GenBank genome assembly. NCBI's taxonomy places the organism in Eukaryota, Metazoa, Platyhelminthes, Trematoda, Strigeidida, Schistosomatidae.